AUGCCCAACUACAUCAUCUACUGCAAGCCUAAAGCAACCGAAGAACAGGUGCAGAAAGUCAGACAGGAUGUGCUCGACAAGGGCGGCAGGAUCGGCCACGAGUAUUCAUUGACCGGGGGCAUCUCUAUUACCUUUGACUACGAUGAAGAUAUUAUCAAGCCCUUUUACGCUCACCCCUACAUUCAGCGAAUCGAGAGGGAUUCGGAGUUCGCGACGCAGUAG
Penicillium canescens is the source of this 222-nucleotide messenger RNA. RefSeq lists its product as uncharacterized. The transcript is spliced from 4 exons. Bases 1 to 222 code for a protein of 73 amino acids. The record is from RefSeq and is a predicted model, not a curated record. Lineage: Eukaryota; Fungi; Ascomycota; Eurotiomycetes; Eurotiales; Aspergillaceae.